GGCGUGCGGGAUCCGAGUGGCUGCGGGCGGCCUGGGCUGCCCGGCCGACGCCUGCUGCGAGAUGGCGAUCUUGGGCACGGAGGGCUGAGGAGGCGCCGCCGCGGUGGCCGCGGGCCCCGGGAGCCGCAGCUUCGCGCGGGGUUGUAUCCUCACCAGACUAUGAGCUCCUUGACAGAAGAAAUCGUGUCUUAUUCAUCUUUGUAUCCUCAGUGUCUGGCACAAUUCCUGAUACAUAAGUCAAGGUGAAUUUUGGGACAUGGCCACUGCUUCACCAAGGUCUGACAGUAGUGAUAACCACAAUAGAAGGUUGCAGCUAAAGGUAACGGUUUCUAGUGCCAAACUAAAAAGAAAAAAGAACUGGUUUGGAACAGCAAUAUAUACUGAAGUCAUUGUAGAUGGAGAAAUUAAGAAAACAGCAAAAUCCAGUAGUUCUUCUAAUCCAAAGUGGGACGAGCAGCUGAUUGUAAAUGUGACCCCACAGACCACCCUGGAGUUUCGAGUUUGGAGUCAUCACACUUUAAAGGCAGAUGCUCUAUUAGGAAAAGCAACAGUGGACUUGAAACAAGUGCUGUUAACACACAACAGAAAAUUAGAAAAAGUGAAAGAACAAUUAAAACUUUCCUUGGAAAACAAGAAUGGAAUAGUGCAAACUGGGGAACUGACAGUUGUCCUUGAUGGAUUAGUGAUUGAGCAAGAAACUGUAACAAACCACAGCUCCUCGCCAACCAUAGAAAUUCAGCAAAAUGGUGAUGCCUUACAUGAGAAUGGAGACCCUUCAACAAGGACAACUCCCAGGUUGGCUGUUGAAGGUACUAUUGGAAUUGAUAAUCAUGUAUCAACAAAUACUGUUGUUCCUAACUCAUGCUGUUCACAUGUAGUUAAUGGAGAAAACACACCUUCAUCCCCGUCUCAGGUUGCUGCCAGACCCAAAAAUACUCCAGCUCCAAAACCACUCACAUCUGAGCCCACCACUGACACAGUUAAUGGAGAAUCAUCAUCUGUCCUAGCUGAUAAUACUUCAACCAUGGGUACUUCACUACCAUCUGAAGACACCACCUUGACUUCCAAUUGCACUAGCACCGCCAUCCAAGAGCCUCCUGUACAAGAACCCGCAGCAUCCUCAGAACACAAUGAAUGUAUUCCCUCUGUCAGUGCAGAAGUGGGACCAGAAGCUCGGAGCCUCAUAGACCCUGACUCUGAUUCUAGAAAUAAUUCUGUUUUUGACAAAGUAAGGCAGCCAGAAGGCUGUGUAGAACCUCUACGGCCACAGUCUGGAAACACCAACACAGAAUCUUUGCCAUCAGGGUGGGAACAGAGAAAAGAUCCUCAUGGUAGAACCUAUUAUGUGGAUCAUAAUACUAGAACUACUACAUGGGAAAGACCACAACCUUUGCCUCCAGGUUGGGAAAGGAGAGUUGAUGAUCGUGGAAGAGUUUAUUAUGUGGAUCAUAACACCAGAACAACAACCUGGCAGCGACCUACCAUGGAAUCUGUUCGAAAUUUUGAACAGUGGCAGUCUCAGCGGAAUCAAUUGCAGGGAGCUAUGCAACAAUUCAACCAACGAUACCUCUAUUCGGCUUCAAUGUUAGCUGCAGAAAAUGAUCCAUAUGGACCCUUACCACCAGGCUGGGAAAAAAGAGUGGAUUCGACAGACAGAGUUUACUUUGUGAAUCAUAACACAAAAACAACCCAGUGGGAAGAUCCAAGAACUCAAGGCUUACCAAAUGAAGAACCCCUGCCAGAAGGCUGGGAAAUUAGGUAUACCCGGGAAGGUGUUAGGUACUUUGUUGAUCAUAAUACAAGAACAACAACAUUCAAAGAUCCUCGCAAUGGGAAGUCAUCGGUAACUAAAGGUGGUCCACAGAUUGCUUAUGAACGCAGCUUUAGGUGGAAGCUUGCUCACUUCCGUUACUUGUGCCAGUCUAAUGCACUACCCAGUCAUGUAAAGAUCAAUGUGUCCCGACAGACAUUAUUUGAAGAUUCCUUCCAACAGAUUAUGGCAUUAAAACCAUAUGACUUGAGGCGGCGAUUAUAUGUAAUAUUUAGAGGAGAAGAAGGCCUUGAUUAUGGUGGCCUUGCAAGAGAAUGGUUUUUCUUGCUUUCCCAUGAAGUUUUGAACCCAAUGUAUUGCUUAUUUGAGUAUGCAGGCAAGAAUAACUAUUGUUUACAGAUAAAUCCAGCAUCAACUAUAAAUCCCGACCAUCUUUCAUACUUCUGUUUUAUUGGUCGCUUUAUUGCAAUGGCACUAUUCCAUGGAAAGUUUAUUGAUACUGGUUUCUCUUUACCAUUCUACAAGCGUAUGCUAAGUAAAAAACUUACCAUUAAGGAUUUGGAAUCUAUUGAUACUGAAUUUUACAACUCUCUAAUCUGGAUAAGAGAUAACAAUAUUGAAGAAUGUGGCUUAGAAAUGUACUUUUCUGUAGACAUGGAGAUUCUGGGAAAAGUUACUUCACAUGAUUUAAAGUUGGGAGGUUCCAAUAUCCUGGUGACUGAAGAAAAUAAAGAUGAAUAUAUUGGCUUAAUGACAGAAUGGCGUUUUUCUCGAGGAGUACAAGAACAGACCAAAGCUUUCCUUGAUGGGUUUAAUGAAGUUGUUCCCCUUCAGUGGCUACAGUACUUUGAUGAAAAAGAAUUGGAGGUUAUGCUGUGUGGCAUGCAAGAGGUUGACUUGGCAGACUGGCAGAGAAAUACUGUUUAUCGACAUUAUACAAGAAACAGCAAGCAAAUUAUUUGGUUUUGGCAGUUUGUGAAAGAGACUGAUAAUGAAGUACGAAUGCGACUCUUGCAGUUUGUCACUGGAACCUGUCGCUUGCCUCUAGGGGGAUUUGCUGAACUCAUGGGAAGUAAUGGGCCUCAAAAGUUUUGUAUUGAAAAAGUUGGCAAAGACACCUGGUUACCAAGAAGCCAUACAUGUUUUAAUCGCUUGGAUCUACCACCAUAUAAGAGUUAUGAACAACUAAAGGAAAAACUUCUUUUUGCAAUAGAAGAGACAGAGGGAUUUGGACAAGAAUGAAUGUGACUUGUCUUGGAGGAGCUCUUGCAUUUAAAUACCCCAGCCAAGAAAAAUUGCACAGAUAGUGUAUAUAAGCUGUUCAUUCUGUACAGUUAAUUUUCUGAACUUCUCAAAGUAUAAAUGUUUUCUGUUCUUCCACAGAAAUAUGCAAAACAUUUCAUCAUUUUCUACUUUAUUUAUUGUUCCCUUAAAACGACUGACCAGGAAAAAAAAAAUCAUCCUUAAAUUUUGACGCAAGCAAGAGAAUUUAUUAAAAAGUAUAUAUCUAUAUAACCAUAUAUGACAGUGGCUCUAGUUUUAUAGAGCGCCAGGUGUAUUAAAAACAUGGCAGCCGUUCAUUCACAAAACUCUGAAUUUGCUUUGCCUUGUUUGUGUUAUCCAGGGGAAAAGUGCAAAUGUUCCAUGUUCUUCUCCCAAAGUGACAUUGGAUUGUGUUUAGCUGCAUGGCUGUUCAGGAAGGUAUUUAGGGCUUAAGCCAACUAUUACUUUAAGUGUUUUUUUUUUUUUUUAAAUGCUGCUGGCUUUUCUGAAGACAAGUACUUCAACUGACUAAGUUGUACUAAUGAAUAGUUUAAAAAAAAAAUCCCAUCAUUGUUAUAUCAGAAAACAUAGAAGUCAUGUAAUAGAUCCAGUGGCCUCUAGGAGCAGCUGGAAUUGAUUUGCUGAACAACAGAGGUCUAUUUACAUGUUACUUUGGAUGUUGGGUAUUUGUGGAAGUUUAAAGAAUCAGGCAUUUCUAUACUUGACAUUUUUAAACUUGUAAUGUUCUUCAAAUUUAAUUAAUAAUAAAUUGAUAGUUCAAUACUUAGGUAUACAUAAAAGGUACUGAACUUUGCUGCUUUUGUGCUCAAGGUUUACUUUUAUGAAAUCAGAGAUGUCAUAAAUGGAUUGAAAAGUUGCAGAAGUAUUUAAAACACACUAAGUACUUUUUAUUAGUUUUUGAAUAUCCCCACCCCUUCCUUUCAAAAUCAAAAUUGCUUCUAAAUUCAGUAGGUAUAUUAAAAAAUCCUUCGUACCCCCUAUUUUAUAUAGAGCAAGUCUUCUCCAAAGGACACUGAUUUUUUUUUUUUCAUUAUAAGGGCAUUCAUGGUGUAUGAAAAAAAUUAAAAUCCAAUGUGAAUGAUACUGCUACUUUUAGCAAACUGGGCUUCCUAAUUAAUAUAAAACAUUAAUUUCCAUUUUUAUCCUUUCAGUAUGCACUGCGAAGUUCAUUAACUUAAAUUUUUCUAACUAUGAAGUUCACUUAGAAUUAUAACUUCUAUCCACUAGUUUAGUUUUGCUAAGAUUUUAUUUUUCUACUUUAGAUUAUGUUCUUCAGUUUUAUUCAGAAUUCAAAAAUAAAAGCAGUAGUCUACUUAGUUGAAUAAACUAUAGAAAAUCUGGUUAUUCUCAAGCUUAAAGAAUUUUUUUAAUUCUAAUAUAUGACAAGUUAUAUAGUAAAUGAUGGCCAGUCUUCAAAAGUCCUGCAUAAAUUAUUCUGUAAAAUAAUAAACUUGCUAUGACAGAAAGUAUUGGCUUUCAUUCAGUGGAGGUAUUUGAGACUAUCUUUUUGCAGAUAUGGUUCAAGGUGGCUUUCAGGUACCAUUUCAAGGAGCUGUUCCCUUUUGUUAAGUUACCUCACAUGAGUAACAGAACCCACAAGAUCAGACCAGCUUUCUGGGGAAGACUAGUUUGCAGACCUCAUCAGACUCUUUGUAUCUUUCAUCAUACCAGUUAUAGAUUUCAGACCUAAAAACUUGUUUACCUACCCAGUAGUCAACAUAAAGUCUUUAAAAGAGAUGUGAUUCACCUCCUGCUGUCUCUCCUUCCCAUCCCUGUUCUGAACUGGACCCUCUACACUUGGCUCACUGAAUACAGUCAGAGAAAGUAGGAGGUGAGGAGGACCGGGAGGCAGGUUAAUAAUGAUACUUUAUUAUACUGACAGUUCCCAACAUCACCAAUAAAUUGAGCUUAGGGAAUGGAUUAUCGACUUAAAACAAGUUUUACCAAUCAGCUCAGUCAUCUGUCUUUGGGAAAGAAGCUACUAUUUUUUUUUCUCUUCUGUAUUGUUUUUCUGUACUUCUUAGGCAGUUGAAAAUGAAAAUGUUAACAUUUUCUCCAGCUGACUUCAAUUAUCCUCCUAGAUCUAGGUGUUCUAAAUUAGGUAUUGUAUAUCCACUCCAUCAUUAGAUACUUGUGUUUGGGGUUCAAAAAGACCCUAACUAGUAAGCUGUUGCUGAGCUGAGAAAGCUCCUGACAUAUAGGAGGGAGCUGUAACUGCGUUUCCCUGAAUCUGAAAAGUCUUAAUAUUGCAUGACUUAAACUGUCACUUUAGGAGACUAUGGAUCUUGGGGAACCACGUGAUGUUCCUGCUCCAUUACUACUAUAUGUUCAUUUUCACAAAGGAGGUCUAACCUUGUACUGGUAGCUAGUCAAGGUUUCUGCACUGCAGUAUUCUGAGUUAAGGGAUACCAGAAAAUGUUGUUUACUGCAGACUUACUGGAUCCCAAUAUUUAAUUAAAUAACAUAAUCUAAGUAAACACUGAAGUAACAAAUCAGUUGUUGAAACAUGAAAUAAAAGUUCUCCUGUAACAUAUCCAACUUUCUUUAAUCUGUUGAACACAGAAAUCAAGUUUAAAGUCAACUGGAAAUUUGACACUAAUCUAAGUGUGCUCUUUCCUUAAUUCUAAAAGUUCUACUCCAAAAGUCAACAAAAUGUAAUUAAAAUGAUGGUAUUUCUUUUUAGUACUGAUUCUAUGUCUUUUUCAUGAACAAUUAUUUUGGUCCUUGUGAUUAACAUAGUGUCUUGCUUUCAUUACGCAUUUUUUAUAAAACAAGACAAGUCUUACCAAGCCAUGUUAUUUUGUAAUAUCCAUUGCCUGUUGGUGGGCCGUACUGGUAAUACUUUGUUAUCAAGAAGUGACAAAGGUUCAGUGCUAAACAUCAGGGGAAAGAGGGAAGCCAAAUAACCAAAAAAAGACCCCCAGCUUUCUCCUGGUGUCCUCAGAGACCUGGGCUCCCCUAUCUACUUCACUACCAAUAAACCCAAAUUCAGGUUUCACACAUUCUCAAAGACAGCAGACACACUUAAGGAGAGGAAAUCACUAUUGCCUGUGACCUAUUUUUUCUUCUCAAGUAAUCUGCCUUCUACUUUGAUGUCUUUUUUAAAAAAAUUUGGAUCCACAUGCAGUAUUCAUCUGAUCCUAUAAUGGCUUAACAAGAUCAUCUUCAAUUCCAUCCUUUGACUGCAAAAUGAAGUAAUUUCACUUUUUAUGACUGAAUAAAACUGGUUUUCGAAUCCUAUAAUGGCUUAACAAGAUCAUCUUCAGUUCUAUCCUUUGACUGCAAAAUGAGGUAAUUUCACUUUUUAUGACUGAAUAAAACUGGUUUGCAAAUAUAUUUUGUUUGUACACUUGGUGGAUGUCUACAUUGAUUCCAUAACUUGUUUGUAAACAAUGCCACAAUAAAUACCAAUGUAAAAUACCUUUAUUUUUAAUAGCCACAAAAAAACUAAAUACCUUCAGCAGAUGGAUAAAAUGGUUUAUUCAUAUAAUAAAAUAUUAACACUAAAAGGAAAAACUAUUGAUUGAACUUAGUUAUUAGAGGAUCUGGCUAAGUGAAAAGGCACAGUCUCAAAAGGUCAUAUUCUAUAAGAUUACAUUUGCCUAUGACUUUUAAAAUGACAAAUAUAUAACAGAUUAGUUGUUGUGUGUAUUCAGAAUGUGAGAGGGACUGAAAGUGGCUAUGUGUGACUAUAAAGAGCACUAAGUCUCUGAAAUAAAACAAAUCUGUAUCUUG
Messenger RNA from Grammomys surdaster, 6790 nucleotides. RefSeq names its product WW domain containing E3 ubiquitin protein ligase 1 (gene Wwp1). The coding region runs from base 257 to 3013 and encodes 918 amino acids. Gene Ontology annotation, biological process: ubiquitin-dependent protein catabolic process. Lineage: Eukaryota; Metazoa; Chordata; Mammalia; Rodentia; Muridae. The record is from RefSeq and is a predicted model, not a curated record. Gene Ontology annotation, molecular function: ubiquitin protein ligase activity; protein binding. The transcript is spliced from 25 exons.